Messenger RNA from Ogataea philodendri, 2301 nucleotides. RefSeq lists its product as uncharacterized. Lineage: Eukaryota; Fungi; Ascomycota; Pichiomycetes; Pichiales; Pichiaceae. Bases 1 to 2301 code for a protein of 766 amino acids. The record is from RefSeq and is a predicted model, not a curated record. The transcript has a single exon.
AUGGUGGAUCCUACUGAAAACACAAGCAACCGCGGAAACACCGCUCUCAAGCGAAUUGAGCACGGACUCACGUAUAAGCACGAAAUCAGAAACCCGUCUUUUAGACGCAGAUCGUUGUCGCCCCAAAAAUCACGUCCUCUGGCAGCAUCUCCAGGAAGGGUGCCUUUGACAUGUAUCAAGAAGCCUUCAAACACUAAGCUGGAUCCAGUGGUUUUGGGAAAGCACGAUCUCACGAAAGCAUUGUCCACGGCAGAGAAGGAGAACGACGACGCGAAAAUCGGAGCCGACAAGCUCGAAGUGGUGGAUGUGGAUUCCGACGUGGCAGAUGUGCAGUCGUCUCCCGUGGGAUCGCACCAGAACAGAAUGACGUCUAAGAGACACCUGGAUACGCCACUAGCAAUCUCCGGUGCAAAGAAGGUGCACUUGGGCGAGACAUCGUUCCAGACACCUCUCAGAGAGCAGUCAAAAAGACGCGUGACUCCUCACAGGGAGCAUCACAGUCGUCUUGUGGACGAUUCGGAAAUUGAUUUGCACAACCCUCCAGCAGAGAAUCCUGUUCUUGAUUUGGAGAACAGCCCAUUGGCGAAUGUCAGCCAUGGCCAGUUGUUGGAAGACAAGAUUGACGGAGAGACAGAGGUCAUCAAUGGAUUGAGACGUCAAGGAACUCAUAUUCAUGAUAUCUCUGCCAUUGCUGCCAACUCUUCAAUGGACCACAACAACGACAGCGGAGAGUCUGACGGCGAGCAGGACGAGAAAAUGUCUCCGGUCAAGCUGUCUCAGAAGAUCUCUGCAUUGGACGUGUUUAAUGCGAUGAUUGACCAAGAGGAAGAGAUUGACGACUUCGAGCUCGUCGCAGGUGACGAUUUGGACGACAAGCCUCUGUUCACCCAGUCUCAACUGGAUUCGAUCAAACUCGCAUUGCAGAGUACUGUUGAUUCUCUAAGCAAUGAAGUCAAGGAGAAGAAUGAAAAGCUUUCGACCAUUGAAACUGCGCUCACAUCUGUGUCAUCUCAAUUGGAAUCCGAAACCGAGAUCAAGAAAAGAGUUCUUAAUGAAAAAGCACAACUUGUUGCCGAGUUGGAGUCCUGCAAACAGUCAAUGCGCGCUUCGAACACCAGAUACAACAUGAUGGAGUCUCGCUUCAAGUUCCAUGAAUCAAAACUGGAGAAGGUCAAGACGGUUUACAACCAACUGAUGAACACUGCUAAGAAUCUUGAGUCGAGUCUCGAGGAGAAGUCAUCCCGCAUUCAAGAGCUCGAGUCUCUAAUCAACAGCUUGAAAGAGGACAAAGUUUUACUGUCAAACGAAAAGAUCGAAUUGUCGUCCUCUUUGGAACUGAAGCAAAACGAAAUUGAGGAAUUGAACAAUGAGAAACUGUCGUUGGAAAACCAGUUGAAGGAAGUUGUUACAUCUACGGCCAACUCAUCCAAGAAGACAGACGAAUUGGUGAAAGAGCUGGAGCUGAAGAGUUCUGAAGCUUUGGAGCUACGCGAGAAAUUGAACGAACAAUCUCUCAAGAUGGAAAAUCUGGAGCUCGACCUGAGUCAGGCGAACGAGAAACUGACUGUUUACCAGGAAGAACUCAAGUCUGGUGUUGACAAGGUGAUUUCGCUCGAGAAUGAGCUUAAUGGACUUCGUUCAGAGAUUGAUGCUCUGAAGGAAAGAGAGACCGCACUUAUUGACGAAAACACGAGCUUGAAAGAGGUGAUGAACCAUCGUCGCGACGAGAUCAAACGGCUGAAGACCGAGAAGGAAGAGCUCGGCAGACAGAUCACCUAUACCAGCGAGGGUAACUCUGAAGAGCUCGAGAAGGUGCGAAACGAAUUGAUUUCGUUGCAGAGCAGCACCGAAGCCCGGAUCACUGAGAUGAGCGCCAACUUGGAAUCCAAGAACGAGAAACUUGUUGAGGCCAAGACCGAGGUGUCCGGACUCAAGCAGCGGGUGUCUACGUUAGAGAAUCAGUUGGAAGAAGCCAAUACCAAAAUCCGCGAUCAUAGCACCAGUUUGGAGCAACAGCUUGAGAAGUUGGCACAGGACCUUUACUUGCAAUACUCCGCGAAACACGAGCAAAAGGUUGCCAUCCUGAAGAAGGGCUACGAAAUGAAGUGGUUGAAUAAGUUCAAGAAGCUCAACAAGGAGAACGAACAGCUUCGGAGCGAGCUUGAGAGCUUCAAGAGACGUCUUGAAGUGGAGAAUAACGAGAAGAAACAGCUGGUGAAACUUUGGGAGGAGUACGUCUCGUUAGAGAGCAACGACAAGGUUAACGCGCUACCCGACUUCAUCAAGAAGGGCGACGAGUGA